AUUGCAAAUUAAAAAAUAGCUAUGCCAACUUCCUGAAGCGUUGUAAGCAGGUCUAUAAUCGUAGGUAAAUCUUCCUUUUCUAGCGCAUCCAUUGACCAUGCCGUUUACUGCAAUGGCGGUAUAGAUAUUUCAUGAAGAAGAAAGUGGAUUUUCUGCAAUGAUGAUUACGAUUUGUGUGGGCAAGGUCUAGUUGUACUUUUAUAGACUACAGAAUUCAGUUUCUUCCAUAUUGAUCAGUGUACUAGCCAAUAUAAUAUAAUCUUACUUCUAAAAAACAAAAAAAUCCAGUUAUCGAUAAUAAUUGUUCCUUGAGGAGUUUAUCAACUUACAACAAUAGGACGCCAAAGAAUUCGCGGUAAUCGUUCCCGACGUCUUAGGUAAUAUUUGGUAUUUCAUUAUCUGAAUGGACAAUAAGGUGGAUGUCUCAGAAGUAGAAAAUAUUUCAAUGAUUGGAUCUUCUGAAAUUUAUUAUCUGCCUGAAGUCGCAGAGAUAUCAGAGGUGUUAGAUUCUACUGGUCUUAGUCCAUUAACUUCUUCUUUAGACCAUACUUUAACUCUUCAAGAGGAUAAACUGCUUUCAUCAGAAGUUAAUAUGGGUAUAGAAGAUACAUGGACUGAAGCAAAUAGUUCUACAUCAGAUUAUGCUAUUCCACUUCCACCACCACCUGGUUUAAAUGAUUUUACAGAUGUUGGUGCAGAUCCUAUUGGUGAUAAUGGAACUGAAGGUGGAGAUUCUCAAGAUGAUUCACAAAUGGAAGAUGUAGUUUUACGCGCGGGAGUAUGUGGUCUUCGCAAUCUCGGUAAUACUUGUUUUAUGGCUGCUGGCUUGCAGUGUUUAACUGCAACACCUCCCGUACUGCGACAUUUUUUGGAUUUACAACAAAGGGGAGAAAAACUUCCCCCUCCUGGAUCAUUGAUGGCACAUUUUAGUGCACUUCUUGGUAAAAUGUGGUCUGGCAAAUAUAGUGUUCUUAGGCCUACUGAAUUUAAACAAACAUUGGGGGCAUAUCAUUCACAAUUUAAAGACUAUAGACAGCAUGAUUGUCAGGAAUUUCUUGCACUUCUGUUGGAUUCUUUACAUGAACAAAUGAAUACUGCAAAAUGUACAAAAAAUUGUCAAACUCCAUCAUCUACAACCACUGCCAACACGAAUAAUUCAAUUGAAAAUUCAAAUGGGAAAAUCAUGUCUUCAGUCACUGCCACUAGUAAUUCCAAUUGUAAUACAGAUUUAUUGGAAAUGUAUGAUUGCUUACCAUCACCAGAAUGUCCAAAUAGCCCCAAUGUAACAAUGGCUGGUUCACCAAGAGAUUUAGGGUCACCUAUAGGAGAAUUAGAUAGUAUUGCAAAUUCGCCGCGAGGAUCACCUUUAAAUGAUGGCGAGGAUGACGAAGAAACACUUGAUUCUGAUGAAACUGUUGAAGCAAAAUCAAAUACGUUUAUUCAUAAUGAAGUCGAUGAAAAGAAAAAUGAAGUCACACCUUCACUAAGGCUAGAAACAUUAAUUGAAUUUUCAAAAAAUGUUCCGAAAUACCACGGUCUUUAUGAUAUUCAUAAAGAAGCAAAAACUAGCAAUGCAAACUUCUUAGUAAUGCAACAGGAAUGUAAUAAUGAGAUUCAUUAUGAUUCACAAAAAUUUCCGAAAGAAAAUAUUCGUAGAAUGCCUUUAGAUAAUUCAAAUCUAAUGGAAAAUCAUGAUUUUGAUAAUAAAAGUGUCAGUAUCAAAAGGAUAAAAGAAGUUAAUGUUCAAAAAGUCAAUUGUGGUGUAGAUUAUGCAUCAAGUGGUUCUGAUAUAGAAUAUGAUAAUGGUUUAGAAAAAUGUAAUGUAAAACGUAUGAGGUUAGAUGAUCAAGAAAAGAAUCAUAAACGUGAUGGUCAAGGAAGUAUUAGUUCUCAAUGCAUACGAAUUUCACAAAGUUAUGGAAAUGGUACUGUAGAGACACAAGAUGAAAUUGAGGCUGAUAAACAUUGGGCAAAGCAUUUAAAAUCUAAUAGAAGUAUUAUUGUUGAUACUUUCCAAGGACAGUUUAAAAGCAAGGUUGUUUGUGCAGUAUGUAAUCAUGUUUCUGUUACGUAUGAACCUUUCAUGUAUUUGUCAGUACCACUACCUCAUGCAAUGGAGAGACAACUAAAUGUUACAUACGUUCCUGCAAAUGGCGAUCAACCUAUAAGGUGCGUUGUUUCAUUAAACAAACAAUCACGCAUUGGGAAAUUGAAGGAGGAACUAUUAAAAACACUUGGCAAAGAAAAUAUUGCAGUAACAAAUAUUGCACUUGCUGAAGUUUUAGAAAAUCAUAUAUCAAAAAUUUUGGAUGACAAUACACUCUUGAGACACAUCAAUGAUACGAAUCGAUCUAUAUAUGCCUUUGAACUUACGGAACCUCCUGAUGCAUACACUUCAGUACCAGAUGGUGGUGGAGAUCGUGUAACCGAGGCCGAUUCCUGUCAGAAAUGUACAGUUACGGGAGAGGAAAUACCAUGUACAAUUUGUCUCGAAGAAUUGGAUGGAGAUUUGAAAAGGCACAGCGGGAACAGUUGCAAUUUUGUUAUGUGUGAUACUUGUAUUGAGAAUUACUUCAAAAAUCAAACGGAACCGCAAAUGUGCCCAAUGUGUUCAACUUAUAUGACUGCGUCGUCUUUUAUUAAAAUAGAUCAAACAGGCAGACCGAGACCUGCAAUUAGGAUCUUAAAUGUACCGCUAGUCUUGCGACAUGAUACAACAAACGAAACAUCAAACAACCGUAAAGGAACAAAACUUUUUGGUUAUCCUCAUUUAGUAAGAUUACCUUCAAGAGUGAAUGCUAAAGAUUUGUACGAUAUUGUAAGAAAAAAUGUACCACAAGAAGGAAAUUAUACGCUUCAUUUUGUUACAGGACAGGGUCAUCAUUGUUCUCGUUGUAUGUAUACUACACAUUGUACAGGGUGCAGUGUACCUGAAACGGGUAUGGUAAUCUUAUGUAAUGGAGAUACUUUAGCAGUGCGUUAUACGGAGCAGGUUCCUAAGAUUGCAUCCCCAAUUGAUCAUGUUAGUAUCAGCAAACAAAGGCCUCAUCAUCCUUUAUCUUUAUAUGAUUGUCUUCAAGCAUUUAGUCAGAGCGAAACAUUAGAUGAACACAAUCCUUGGUUUUGUCCAAAAUGCGAACGAAAUCGGUGCGCUACGAAGACUCUUACAGUCCACAGAUAUCCAAAGUUCCUUAUAGUGUAUUUGAAACGAUUCGUAUUUUAUGAGUGUACUAGUAUGAAAUUAGAUGAUAAAGUUACAUUUCCAUUGGUUGGUUUAAGCGUUGGACAACAUCUAUAUGAUCUUUAUGCUUGUGUUUGUCAUUUUGGAGGGGUUUCGGCAGGACAUUAUACGGCAUACGCGAAGAAUCCUCGCACUGAUACGUGGUACUAUUACAAUGAUGAAAUUACAAGCAGACAGAAACCUCAAGAGGAAGAUUUUAGCAACGCAUAUAUACUUUUUUACAGUCGGCAAGGGACCAAUUUAAAAUCGUGCAAUAUAUAACCAGUGCUGGAACGACGAAACUGGCAAAUGGUCAGUGAGAUACAAAGAGUGAGGAACAAAAUAGGAUACAAGGAAUCAAGAGAAGAGUUUACAAGGUGUUGCGUUUAUAUGUUGAUCAAACUACAUCAUCUUGAAUGGAAAACUGCUCACAAAUCUCUUGAUCUAUUUUUCCUAAUAAUUCGCUCAUGGUCUGCCUCUUUGUCUCUUUUCCUUCCUUACAUUAUCCAAUUUCUUGCUGUUAAAUUUCUAGCAAACAUCUUAUAUAAAAUGAUACAGCACGUGCAUCGAAAUUCGUUGAAUAUUGUGCAUUUUAUCAGUGAUCAUUUAUUCAGUUGAAAGGUAUUGUGUAUUUGCUAGAUUCAUUAAUGGCGUUUAAUGUGAAAACAGCAGUUGUAAGGAAGAAUUAAUAAUUUGAAAAGAACUAAAUGUAUUUAUACAAGAUUAGUGCGUAAAUAUACGUUGAAUUUGUACAGUAGGUGAUUAAACGUAGACUUUGAGGUUUUGAACAGACGUAAUUUAUUAGUGAAUAAAGGCGAAUGUUACGACUAGAACACACUUAAAAGUACGAUCCUUAAUGAUGGAGUGUAAUCAUUCACUGUAUCAUUAUUUCCUUUUUAUUUGAAUGGAUACAAGACUGCUAAAAUGUUCAUAAUCUGCAUGUACAGAGAAAAAAAUUUGUAUUUGCAGAUUAUUUAUUAAAUUAGUUUUGUUGUAAUUUUAUUACAAGAUAUUCAUUUUAUUUGUUAUAUGCGCUCGUAUCCUCACGCGUACAAUCGACACACGCAUGCGUUAUAAUACAUAAUCAUCAUAUCUGUUGUUAGUAUGCUAUUUGUGGCUCGAUGACUGUAUUAUAUACGUCUUUGUCGUAUAAGUUAUUGUAAAAAUUACCAUAAAAAAAACUGUUCCAAUUUUUUGGUGAAAACCUAUUAACUAGAAAGUGAUUACAUUAUAUUAUAUUUGUGUUCAUUUGGUAAUUUUGUGACUGUUCUUGUUUUUUAAUUAACUAAUUGGAUAACAUAAAAAAAUCAUUAUAAAUUCUUAAUUAUUAAAAUUAAUUCUUAAUAUUUAAGAAAAUAACUUUUAAAUGUCGUUAAAAAAUAAAAAAUGUCAAAUUUUUAAAUAUUUCGAUAUAUCGAGUUCAGAAAUAACAAGUUUUAAUAAUUUAUAAUAAAUAUUGGGUAAGAAAUAACUUUAUUCUAAUCGCUAUUUGGAAGAAUUCUAUAUAUAUCUUUAUAGCCAUUGAAAAUUUAUUCGAAAGAGAAAUAUACGAGUACAAAGAUUGAGAUAUGCAAAAUCGAGAGAAACUAAGGCCACCGAUAGGGUAACGAUUAGGUACGUUAAAUAUAUAUGUAAAAGACGAUCUUUGGUAUGUACAUUAAAAAUCUUAUCGAUAAAUAUUUCGCGAUAAAUAUUUGCAUUAUAACGAUCAAAAACGUUUAUUCGCACGAUGGUGUCAAAAAUACGCCAUUAAUCAUUGAAGAGUGAUACUCGGAAACUUUUUAGAUAUUUUAACGAUAACCAUGGAUAAUGGUAUGUUGGUGUUAGAAUAUAUUUCUCAAAAUUUGUUUCAACCAUUCCUUCUUCUAACCUAACAAAACUACAAUUAUUCUAUCCUUUUGUUCAAAUAGUGAUGUACAUGAUAUUGAUUUAAUAUCACUGUUUUUUCUGUGCUUGAAUAUUUUUCUUUAUCUAUACGCGCCAUAUAUCGUUGUUAAAAUUUCGAUUGCUUAAUGUAAAGACACUGUAAACCAUACCACCGCUCCAGGAUGUUGCAGACCUCCAAUUUCACAAUUUAUUGUUCGAGUUUCGCCAUUUAAAACGAAGAGUGCAUCAUUCGAAGGACUAACCAUAUAUUUGCCAAAUAUACCACUUUGUACAAUUGGUCUAUUUGGGUUUCCCCACUUUGUUAAAUUAGGCGAUGUUGCUUUACCAACACCUGUUAUCAUUUCUACUUUGCCUAUGAUAAAAAAAUAAAUAUUUUUAACUUUUUUAAUGCAAAAAAGCAUCGUAUUAAAAAAUUUUCAUACCAGUUGAUAGAUCGAGGAAAAGAAUGUUUUCCUUGUCAAUAGAUGACGCGUAAAUAUCGUAACCAUGUGUCGUUUGUGAUGGAUAGAGUGCGAUAUCACUGAUAUUCAAUGUCGUUUUCACAUCAAAUGCGAAUUUCAAACCAUCGGCUGAAAAAA
Molecule: messenger RNA, 5685 nt
Organism: Apis florea (little honeybee)
Lineage: Eukaryota; Metazoa; Arthropoda; Insecta; Hymenoptera; Apidae
Biological process (GO): protein deubiquitination
Molecular function (GO): cysteine-type deubiquitinase activity
Source: RefSeq, a predicted model, not a curated record